GUGUCACACCUCCUCGUUGAACUUCGACGUGGCUUCUAUGUGUGAUUGUUAUUAUUUUUUUUGGGUUUGUCGCUCUAGAUACACUGUCAUUGUUGUGCGUCUGCUUUUCUUUAAAGGCGACGCGACACUGCACGAAGUAUAUGGAUGGAAAAGACAGAAGACACUCAACAACAGGAGAGAAAGAAAAACCCGUUCAGUUGUUGAGAAGAAGUAUUUGAUUAUGGCACACAGCUUCACUCAGGAAUAUCUGCAGAUUCCCCCGGUCACUAGGGCUUACACAACGGCCUGCGUGCUGACCACUGCAGCCGUGCAGUUGGAAUUCAUCACUCCAUUUCAGCUGUACUUCAACCCUGACCUAAUUGUAAAGCGAUACCAGUUAUGGCGGCUCAUUACGAAUUUUCUCUUUUUUGGUCCUCUUGGGUUCAGCUUCCUCUUCAACAUGAUUUUUCUAUAUCGUUAUUGCCGCAUGCUUGAAGAAGGCUCCUUCAGGGGCAGGACUGCUGACUUUGUGUUCAUGUUCCUCUUUGGGGGAAUCCUUAUGACACUUUUUGGCCUCUUUGCCAGUCUGUUUUUCCUGGGUCAGGCCUUCACUAUAAUGCUGGUAUACAUCUGGAGUCGUAGGAACCCUUAUGUUCGCAUGAAUUUUUUUGGGCUGCUUAACUUCCAGGCACCCUUUCUACCAUGGGUUCUAAUGGGAUUUUCCUUGUUGCUGGGCAACUCCAUUGUCAUUGAUCUCCUUGGAAUUGGAGUUGGCCACGUUUACUACUUUUUGGAAGAUGUAUUUCCCAACCAGCCUGGAGGGAGGAAAUUACUGGUGACACCUAGCCUUAUGAAAUUUAUAUUUGAUGUCCCUGAAGAGGACCCGAAUUAUAACCCAUUACCUGAGGACCAGCCCGGUGAUGUCUCAUGGAGAACAGAAGAAAUGCAAAGGCCAGGCAAUGCUGGGACAGAAGAACCACCUCAAGAUGCACCAGAUCAUGAUGCCCAAGAACGAUAAUAGGAACCACUGUCUGUAACUUAUUUGUGCCAGAACAAGAUGCAGCAGGCGUCUGUAGAUAAGUUGGGUUGUCACUGCACUGUUAAAAGCAGUGAAAGCUAAAGAUGUUUUGCUGAAGUAAGUCAUCAUGCUGUCUUUGAGGUAACGGAGUGAAAAGCAACCUGGCAAAAAAAAACAAAAAAAAAAAA
Polypterus senegalus (gray bichir) is the source of this 1185-nucleotide messenger RNA. RefSeq names its product derlin-2-like. NCBI's taxonomy places the organism in Eukaryota, Metazoa, Chordata, Cladistia, Polypteriformes, Polypteridae. The transcript has 7 exons. Gene Ontology annotation, molecular function: misfolded protein binding; ubiquitin-specific protease binding. Gene Ontology annotation, cellular component: endoplasmic reticulum membrane; Hrd1p ubiquitin ligase ERAD-L complex. Bases 38 to 997 code for a protein of 319 amino acids. Gene Ontology annotation, biological process: endoplasmic reticulum unfolded protein response. The record is from RefSeq and is a predicted model, not a curated record.